UUAACUGUUAAAUAUUAUUUUGUGUCUGAAUUUGUCUAGCUCCAAUUUCCAGCUAUUGGAUCAUGUUAUACCUUUCUCCGCUAGAUUGAAGAGCCCAUUAUCAAAGUGUUGUUCCCCAUGUAGGUACUUGUAGACUGUAAUCAAGUCAUCUCUUAACCCUCUCUUUGUUAAGCUAAAUAGAUUAAGCUCCUGGAGUCUAUAACUAUAAAGGCAUGUUUUCCAAUCCUUUAAUCAUUCUCAUGGCUCUUCUCUGAACCCUCUCUAGUUUAUCAGCAUAAUUCUUGAACUGGAACAUCCAAACUGGACACAGUAUUCCAGCAGUGAUCACACCAGUACCAAAUACAGAGAUAAAAUAACCUCUCUACUCCUACUUGAGAAGAUUUUCUGUUUAUGCUUCCAAGGAUCACAUUAGCCUUUCAGCCACAGCAUCAGACAGAAAGCUAAUGUUCAGCUAAUUGCCCACCACAACCACUGUUCCCUCUAAGGUGGCCUCCCAAGAGUCAAUCAAGGGCCAUGCACAUCUGCUCGUGCCCUCUGCCUUGGAGCCCCUGGCCAGCUGUUCCCUGGACGGGGCCCUCCUGCUUGCUGUGCAGGGCGGAAGGGGGUGCUGAUGUCAGGGUGUCCCCCUUCCUCCCCACCAAUGUACCCCAUCUCCACAGAGCUGGAGAGGGGGACAGGGCUUAGGAGUAGGACAGAACUGCUUAUGGCUGCUGCAGUCUGAAUGAGCCUUCAGAAUGCCUCUCUGCUUAAAGAGACAGCGCAUGGUCUCUCAUACACUUCCCCAGCAGAUAGCACACACACGCUCUGUCUUUGUCUCACACACAUACACACACACUGUCUCUCUCUCAUACACACACACAGUCUCUGUCUCACACACAAAUACACACACUGUCUCUGUCUCACACAGACAUGCACGCACGCACACAGUCUCUCUCUCUCUCUCUCUCUCACAAACACACACACACUCUGUCUCUUUCACACUCACCUCCCAAUGCAUUUCAUAAUUUUAUUUCUCUCUUAUGCUUACAUUUAAUUCUUCGAGUAGUGAGUUCUAAAAUGCCUAACUUGUCCUGGCUGGAGUAAUUAUCCCUAUGGUAACUUUUAAAAAAUAUAUAUUAAAUCUAAGGUUUUUGUUUCCACUGGUGAUGCACAUUUGCACAUCACAUCGAUAUUGGUGUACAACAAAAUUAAUUCUGCACAUGGAUGGAAAAAAUUAGAGGGAACAUUGACUACAACCCUCAAUCUUUUUCAGAGUAACUGCUUCCCAGGAUUGAGUCUCCCAUCCUGUAGGCAUGGCCUACAUUCUUUGUUCCUAGAUGGAUAAAUUUACCCGAAUUUAAAUGCAUAUUGCUUGUUUUCUCCCUAUAUACCAAGCGAUCCAGAUUGCUCUGUAUCAGUGACCUGUCCUCUUCAUUAUUUACCACUCCGUCAACUCUGAUGUCAUCUGCAAACUUUAUCAGUGAUGACUUUAUGUUUUCUUCCAGGUCACUGAUCAAAAUGUUAAAUGGCAUAGGGCCAGGGGUGAAAGUAACACAGAAGACUUACUGGUACGGGGACCCGGCUCCGGGCCCCCAGAAGGGGCGCGGCCUAGGGAAGAAGGGCAGGUGGAAGGGUCCCUACCAGCAGGGCCGCUGACGGAGGGGGCAAAAAGGGGCAGCGACGUUAAAGCGCUGCCGCAGCAGUACUUUAAGGAGGGUCCUUAAAGCACUGCCAUGGCAGCGCUUUAACGUUGGCUGCGUAUGGGCCGGUACUGGUGACCACUUCUCACCAGUACUCCAUACCAGCCUAUACAGCCCACUUUCACCCCUGCAUAGGGCCAAGAGCCUAUCCCUCUGGUACCCCACUAGAAAUUCACCUGCUCGAGGGGAUGGGUGCCUGUUUACAAUUACUUUUUGAGACCUAUCAGUUAGCAAACUUUUAAUCCAUUUAAUGUGAAUCAUAUUAAUUUUAUAUCAUUCUAGUUUUUGAAUCAAAAUAUCAUGCAAUCCCAAGUCAAAUGCCUUACAGAAGUAAUUACAUCAACAUAAUUACCCUUAUCAACUAAGCUUGUAGUCUCAUCAAAAAAAGAUAUCAAGUUAGUUUGCCAGGAUCUGUUUUCCAUAAACCCAUGCUGAUUUGCGUGAAUUAUAUUACCCUCCUUUAAUUCUUUAUUAAUCAGAUCAACUGUAUCAGCCACUCCAAUUUUUUGACUGGUACUGAUGUCAGUCUUUCAAUUGCCUAGAUCAUUCCAUUUAUUUGUUUUAAAUAUUGGCACAACAGUAGCUUUCUUCCAGUCUUCUGGAACUUCCUGAGUGUUCCAAAACUUUUUGAAAAUCAACAUUUAUGGUCCUGAGAACGCCCCAGACAGUUCUUUUAAAACUCUUGCAUGCAAGGUAUCUGGACCUGCUGAUUUAAACCUGUCUAAUUUUGAUAUCUUCUGUUUAGCAUCCUCCUAAGGUGCUAAUAGAAUGGAAAGUGUUAUUUUAUUAUAUGACUACAUCUGUUUUUUCCCAAAUACAAAACAGAAAUAUUUAUUGAACACUUCUGUCUUUUCUGCAUUGUUCUUGAUAAUUCUAUCAUCUACACCUUGUGUUCUUCUUUCUGGAUCAGUAUGAAAACAAUGAACUAUUAUUAUUCUUUAGUGCUGACAACAUUCUUGGUGCUGUACAGUGCACAAAAGUUUAGAUAGUCCCUGCUUUCAAGAGUUUACGGUCUAGAAUGGUGGUUCUAGAUUAUCUCCCUCGCAUGGUGUGUCUGAGAAAAUGCCAACUUUCAGAUAAGAUUUAAAGCUAAGGGGUGAAAUCUUACUCCUGUUUAAGUGAGUGGCAAAACUCCCAUUGACUUCAGUGUGUCCAGGAUUUCACUCAAGGGCCUGACCACUAGUGGGAAUAAAGGAUUCCAUCGCACUGUCCAUGAGAGUGCAGGUAACUCCAGGGUCUUUGCCCAAAUUCCAGCUAGUGCAAAUACAUUCUGUCCUCCCAAAAUUCAUCCCCCAGUACUCAGGCUAGAGCUGAUCCAAAAAAUAAAAGGAGAAAAUGCUGAAAUUUUUUUAAAUGCUCCCCCUAUAAAGAAAAUCAAAACCAAACAUUCACAUAAUUUCAGCCAGCUUCUAUGACUGGCUGAAAAGCAGGGAACAUUUUUCAUGACCAUUCUGUUGAAAAGUUUAUCAAUUAUUUUUUUUUAAAUUGUCAAAAUUCAGAAAGUUCUGACCAGCACUAAUGAGUAGGGUACAGAAUCCUUCACUUCUCUCCCUAGCCUGCUGUGUAGCAUUACUGUACACUGAUAAACAACUACCACCUUUCACACCAGAGCUGGGGAAGUGAUGCCUUUUAAAUCCCACACAUUGUGAGAUCUGUGGAUUGAAAUUGCUAGAGGUAUUAUGAAUAAAAUAGUCUUAUAAAUCAAUUUCAGAAAGGGCUUUUUCUUGUUCCUGAAAUGCCUUAUUGAUCUUAAAGUGUACCCUUUUCUCUCUUGUACUUGAAUAACUACUCUCUCUAACAGCUAAUAAGAAAAAGGAAAACUAGUGGAACAGAGUCCUUUCCCCUCUUCUCGUUUUAUCUUCCUCAGAUCAAUCCCUGGAUUGGUUCAAAGAAGAAAGGCCUGUGUUUGAUUAAACCCAGACUGAGUUGAGUAAACAGCUGGGAAACUCUUUUGGACUUUCUCACUUGCAGGGCAGACAGUUUGCAAUCAGCCUGACUUUGUCCCUGCAGCUGCUCCAACAAGAAAAUCAGCAAGAAGAGUUUGUUUUUAGGAGACCACAACAGACCAUUUUGGCCAAACAUCUCAUUUGUUUUUGUAUUUGCCAAAGUGAGAAAGCAAAGUGAGGAAAAUGGCACAGUUGAAGGGGGACUGUAAAACAUUAGUGACUGCAAGCUUUGGGAAAGAUAACCAGGCUGUUUGGAGAUACAGAUCUCUGAGACAACAGUGGCUUUUAUUCUGAAGAACAGGAUUUCCAAUACAUGCCAGGAUUUGGUAAUGAAUGUGUCUCUGAAGAUCCACGCUGCCCUGGAGCUUUACCAGAAGGACAGAAUAACCCUCAGGUCUGCCCAUACGGUCUGUAUGCAGAACAGCUCUCGGGCUCUGCCUUCACCUGCCCCAGGUCCACCAAUAAGAGAAGCUGGCUGUAUAGAAUUCUACCCUCUGUCUGUCACAAGCCCUUUAAACCCAUGGAUCAGGGCCACCUGACACACAACUGGGAUGAAGCGGAAGCUGACCCCAACCAGCUGAGAUGGAAGCCUUUUGAGAUCCCCAGAGCCUCUGAAAAAAAGCUGGACUUUGUGAGCGGUUUGCACACAUUGUGUGGAGCUGGGGAGCCCAAGUCACGGAAUGGGAUUGCCAUCCACAUCUUCACCUGUAACACCUCUAUGAUUAAUAGGUGCUUUUACAAUUCAGAUGGAGACUUCCUGAUUGUGCCACAGCAAGGGAAGCUGCUCAUCACCACCGAGUUUGGCAAAUUGCUGGUGGAGCCCAAUGAGAUCUGUGUCAUUCAGCAAGGGAUGCGUUUCAGUGUGGAGGUGUUUGGAGAAACCAGGGGCUACGUCCUGGAGGUGUAUGGCGCGCAUUUCGAGCUACCUGACCUGGGACCCAUCGGGGCCAAUGGUCUGGCUAACCCACGAGAUUUCUUAGUGCCAGUUGCCUGGUAUGAAGAUUGCCAAGUAGCAGGUGGCUACACAGUGAUCAGCAAGUACCAGGGCAAGUUGUUUUCAGCCCAACAGGAUUUCUCCCCAUUCAAUGUGGUGGCCUGGCAUGGGAACUACACACCAUACAAAUACAAUCUGGAUAACUUUAUGGUCAUCAAUUCUGUUGCUUUUGACCAUGCGGACCCAUCUAUUUUCACUGUCUUGACAGCCAAGUCAACCCGACCUGGAGUGGCACUUGCUGACUUUGUCAUCUUCCCACCCCGAUGGGGGGUGGCUAACAACACCUUCCGGCCACCUUAUUACCACAGGAACUGUAUGAGCGAGUUCAUGGGGCUGAUCCAAGGGCGCUAUGAAGCGAAGGAAGAAGGGUUCCAGCCAGGAGGGGGCAGCCUGCACAGCAUGAUGACACCCCAUGGGCCAGACGCUGAGUGUUUUGAGAAGGCAAGCAAAGCCAGGCUAGCGCCCGAGAGAGUUGCGGAAGGGACCAUGGCCUUCAUGUUCGAGUCCUCCUUCAGCAUGGCUGUUACCACGUGGGGCCUCAAGACCUCCAACUGUCUAGAUAAGACCUACUACAAGUGCUGGGAACUGCUGAAAAGCCAUUUUAAUCCUAGCUGCAAGUAAACAAAAGUGAACUGCUUGUGCGCGCUCAGACCUGUCACUCUGAUGGGAAACAAUCAAUGAUACCUACAGGGGCAAGGGCUGGCAAAGGAGCAAGCAUCUGUCAGUGCAGCGAGCGCCAUUGCACUGCAGCCAUUCCAACAGUGAUUGAUUAAAUGAAUUACUCUUGCAAA
Molecule: messenger RNA, 5410 nt
Organism: Caretta caretta (loggerhead turtle)
Lineage: Eukaryota; Metazoa; Chordata; Testudines; Cheloniidae
Gene: HGD
Product: homogentisate 1,2-dioxygenase
Biological process (GO): L-phenylalanine catabolic process
Cellular component (GO): cytoplasm
Molecular function (GO): homogentisate 1,2-dioxygenase activity
Source: RefSeq, a predicted model, not a curated record